Manis javanica (Malayan pangolin) is the source of this 1243-nucleotide messenger RNA. Its product is annotated as olfactory receptor 8G1-like. The record is from RefSeq and is a predicted model, not a curated record. Gene Ontology annotation, cellular component: membrane. Gene Ontology annotation, molecular function: olfactory receptor activity; G protein-coupled receptor activity. Gene Ontology annotation, biological process: G protein-coupled receptor signaling pathway. NCBI's taxonomy places the organism in Eukaryota, Metazoa, Chordata, Mammalia, Pholidota, Manidae.
AAUGUAAAGUUGGUAAGUGAGAGAGAAGCAAUAUUCUUUGAAAAAGGUUAUAAGCUAUACAAUUUUUAAUGAAGAUAAGUACUCCUUAUGUAAAUUCAUGAGGAGUUAAAAUCAUUAUAUAGAAACCAAGGGACUAUAUUAGCCAUUCAUUUUAAAUAAGGGGUACUUUGUAAAAUGUGGAUUAAAAGAAAAUGUCUCCAAAACUGUGCCUCACUCUCUCCCCUUCAGAAAUUACCCAGAGGAAGAUGGCAUCGGGAAAUCACACCACGGUGACCGAGUUCAUCCUCGCUGGGCUAACGCAGCAGCCAGAGCUCCAGCUGCCCCUCUUCCUCCUUUUCCUAGGAAUCUACGUGGUCACGGUGGUGGGCAACCUGGGCAUGAUCACACUGAUUGGGCUCAGUUCUCACCUGCACACCCCCAUGUACUACUUCCUCAGCAGCUUGUCCUUCAUUGAUUUCUGCUCUUCCUCUGUCAUUACCCCCAAAAUGCUGGUGGACUUUGUGGCAGAGAAGAACACCAUCUCCUACCCUGAGUGCAUGGCUCAGCUCUAUUUCUUCCUUCUCUUUGUUGUAUCAGAGUGUCACAUGUUGGCUGCAAUGGCAUAUGACCGCUACGUUGCCAUUUGUCGCCCAUUGCUUUAUAAUGUCAUCAUGUCCCAUCAGGCCUGUUUCUCCUUGAUUUUAGGAGUGUAUCUUAUAGGCCUGGUUUGUGCAUUUGCUCACACAGGCUGCAUGUUUAGGAUUCAUUUCUGCAAAUUUGAAGUGAUCAACCAUUAUUUCUGUGAUCUUCUUUCCCUUUUAAAACUCUCCUGCUCUAGUACCCACGUCAAUGAGUUACUGAUUCUAAUCGUUAGUGCAAUUAAUAUCCUUGCCCCCAGCCUGACCAUCCUUAGCUCCUACGUUUUCAUCAUUGCCAGCAUCCUCCGCAUUCGGUCCAAGGAGGGCAGGUCCAAAGCCUUCAGCACCUGCAGUUCCCACAUCUUAGCUGUUGCUGUUUUCUUUGGUUCUUCAGCCUUCAUGUACCUGCAGCCAUCAUCAGCCAGCUCCACGGACCAAGGGAAGGUGUCCUCUGUGUUUUAUACCAUCAUUGUGCCCAUGCUGAACCCGAUGAUCUACAGCCUCAGGAAUAAAGAUGUCAGUGUUGCCCUGAAGAAAAUGCUAGAGAGAAGAAUAUUAUUGUGAUUAGAAAUACUGUGAGGAUGAUUUGUUAGUGACCAACUAUUAAACUAUAUUAAUUGUUUCAU